UUUGCUUUUGUUUUCACAUCGCCAACGAAACGGCAACGCGUGCGGGGCGCCGCAAUGGACGAUGGUGGCCAUGUGCAAGCCAUGCGAGAGGGAUUCCACAUCAAUUGGAUGAACAUGCGCGACGCAUCCACGGGGCAAGUCAUGUGGGAGAGCGGCGAAUGGGAUUGCGACCAAGAGGAGAUGGAGGCGCAAAUUCCGUGCGAGAUCCUGAGAUGCAGACAGGUGUCACGGGAGCUGAACUUCUCCUCCGUGGAGGUGAUAACGAGCCUAAGACUCGUCCAGUCUGUGAUUUUCAAGGGCGAGCUUUUGGAGGAAUGGAACUUCCACUUCGGCUUCGUCAUUCCGAAUUCGACCAACACCUGGCAGCAGACCAUUGAGGCGGCGGAAGAAGAGGAGAUGCUGCCUGCUGAGCUGCUGUCAGGCAAUGUGGUCAUAGAGACGACCUUCUUUGAUGGGGAGUAUCCCAUCAUGACUCAGCGUGUGCGGAUUUGGUACCUGUGAAUUGGCCCGGGAUGGCAACCAUCUCGGUCGGCAAACCGAAGCCAGCGGCUUUCCAGACGAAGACGUGUUUUUUUCUCCUUUCUGCCC
Molecule: messenger RNA, 588 nt
Organism: Effrenium voratum
Lineage: Eukaryota; Dinophyceae; Suessiales; Symbiodiniaceae
Source: the annotation of a GenBank genome assembly